AUGCUUAGGCCGAUGGAUAUUGUCGCCCUCGUCAUGUCAACAGGUAUUCGAUUAACUCGUUUUGAGGUUGCCAAAUAUAUGAUCCCAUGGAAACAGUUGUUUCAUGACCUGAAGUGGGUUGAUGAGUUGGAGGAAAAAAGUUGUACGGCGACUCUCUUUGGUACAUCAAUCGCUGAACUUGCAAGCGCAAUUUGCAACUGGGAUUAUUCGUUCGACCCGUCCCGAAUGAAGUUUCUAGUAAUUGUAGGACAAAUAGGAAAAGAGAUGAGAAAGCAAACACCAUCAUGGACUUCACACAUCACCGACUCUUUCGAUACAGGGGUAGUGUGGUAUCAGGUGCCUUCGUUCCAACACAUCCUAUCGACUUUGAGUACAUCGGUACUUCUAAGCACUAUUGAUAGAGCAGAGGCUUGUGUCUUGUUUCUUGAGAAAGGGUCUCAUUUUGACUUAGACACCUCGUGGUUUGAUAUUUUAGCGACAACGAUGGGCCCACUACGAUUGUGCAGAGUUGGGUCCGGUACUUCUUUCCCAGACCCAACGGAGUUGUGGCGGAUCGAAUCGCAACGUUUGAAGAAUACUAAAAUUGCCGAUUCAUGUGAUCUUGUACACAUGUAUCAACCAGUCGAUCCCGCUCGAUUGGAAAAGUCUUUUGCGCGAGUUUAUUGUGAUGUGGAAGGGGGGUCAAGUAUUGUUGUGAACGGGCCGGACGCUAGUAACUGGUAA
This is a messenger RNA of Botrytis sinoallii, 723 nucleotides long. RefSeq lists its product as uncharacterized. The coding region runs from base 1 to 723 and encodes 240 amino acids. Lineage: Eukaryota; Fungi; Ascomycota; Leotiomycetes; Helotiales; Sclerotiniaceae. The transcript has a single exon. The record is from RefSeq and is a predicted model, not a curated record.